This is a messenger RNA of Thamnophis elegans (Western terrestrial garter snake), 2408 nucleotides long. RefSeq lists its product as uncharacterized. The transcript has 5 exons. Gene Ontology annotation, biological process: cell-cell adhesion; cell migration. Lineage: Eukaryota; Metazoa; Chordata; Lepidosauria; Squamata; Natricidae. Gene Ontology annotation, molecular function: beta-catenin binding; actin filament binding. Gene Ontology annotation, cellular component: catenin complex; adherens junction. Bases 245 to 2101 code for a protein of 618 amino acids. The record is from RefSeq and is a predicted model, not a curated record.
AAAGAAGCCUUACAGAUUGUUGAGUCACCUAUGUCUGAUAAACUAUUGCAUUAUAAAGAAAUAGUGGGGUUAAUCCCUCAUUUUAUUGGAUUAGCUAGAGAAGUAGAGGUAAACCCUGUUCUCAAUUCAGAGCAACUGCUGCAAACAGCUAUUUUGCUUUCUGAGAAGAUUGACGAGACAAAGCACAGUCUGACUUUUGUUGUAAGUUCUUGGUACAGGCUGGCAAGGCAGUUUAAUUGGCUUUAUGCCUCCAUGUAGUUCUCAUGAUGAAAUCCAAAGUUUCGAUGAGAUCAUGGAGAUUUUAGAGACGCUGGUUCAGUUAAUUAGCAAAGUGGUCCAUUCAGAUGACAGAAAAUUGGUCCCCGAGUGUUCCAGCCUUCGGGAAAUUUUCCUGCGAGUUCAAACUAAGUUCACUUGUGUACAAACUAGAACAAAAUACCUGCUUGAAAAAGCACAGGAUAUUAGUAAAUCUCACCCUGAUUUCGCUAAACAGGACAGAUUGGAUGCAAGUUGCAUUCUGUGGUCUGUUACCAUCCAAGCAUUGUUAAAUAUUGUAGAUCAGUUUAUAGGAAGAGAUGUAUUGGCCUUAAAAGAGUUACAAACUAAAAUGAAAUACCGGAUUUGCUUGCAGAGCACGCUGACAACAGUAUCUGAAAAUUCUGUUAGAAUACAGGAAGCUGCUAAGUUGUCAAUUAUGUUAUGUGCUAGACAAGGUAUUGAGCAUGAGAUCCCAUCUCAAACAGAACAGAUCAAAAUAUUGACAGAAUCUCUGCUUCAAGUUGCAAAUGCUCUGGCAGUCUCUCCAAUAGCUGCUCCCAGUGUAUUGGUUCAGUUUGAGGUUCUCCAAAGAAAACUUGCUCUAACAGCCAAAGCUGUCUUGCUUCAAUUGAAUGGACUCAAUGGAGAAUACUUGAGCAGCAUCCAGAGUGUUGUCAGAUUAAGCCAAUUUAUAUCACAUGGCACUGGAAGUAACAGUGACCUCAUCCCAAAGGAGACCUUUGGAAGAAAGGCAGCCUUCUUCAAAGCAAAUAUCCAAACGGUGGACAAAGUCAUUCGGGAUGCACUGGAGGAGCCAUCCAAAUUUCUAAAGCCGAAAGAGAAUUUACUCGCCACUACAGAGAACCUUCUCCUCCUUACGGAUGAAAUUAUGGGACUAGUUGGACAAUUCCACAGCCAACUAGACCAGCGUCAUCAUCUGGUAGAUAGUCUUCUGUAUGAGUGGUCUGCCAAAGCUGGGUACCUUGUGAGACAGCUUCAGUCCACGAAGGGCAUCAGUGAAACAGUUCUGCAAGUCGUUAGAAGGUGCUUACAAAAUGAUGAGGAACAUAUUUAUUCCAUCCAGCCUUCCUCGUUGAAGAAAGAAGAUUGCACGCAGCAUCAGAACACCCCGUCCCCAGGACACAAAACCAUCAAGGCUGGAGAAGGAUUUUUUUCUGCCAGUGACAAAAUUACCAUGCAUUGGGAAGAUCUUCCAAAUGAUUUCCAGCCUAGUCACCCUGAAUACAGUUUGAGAUCCAGUCCAACUUCCUCACUGGGAGGCUCGGAGAACCAUGGCUGUCUUAUUCCACAAAUAAUCGAGGAAAUCAGAAUUCAAGUGUCAUACAUGGCCCAGUUUCUAAAAAGGAAAGGGCCAAUCAUGACGAAAGAGGGAGUCAUUGCCACUGCUAUUCAAGUUAUUGCUGGAGGGGAAGCACUGGUGAAAUUUGCUGUCAGAAUUUCAAAGGAUUGCUUAGAUGAAAGAUGUGCAGCUGAACUGCUGUGUGCCUUGGAGAAAACAAAAACAAUUAACUAUCAGCUUAGCAUCAUUACCCGGGUAAUUGCAUCAACAGGUAGCAGUAGGUCGUCUGUGGAACACCUUGUAAGCAAUGCUCAAAAUCUCUUCCAGGGAGUUCUUCAAAUGCUUAUGGCAGCAGAAGCAGCUUGUGUCAAAGGUUUGCAAAACCCAUCUCCUGAUAUAGAAGAAUCAAAUACAGCUGCAUUUUGCACCCAAUGGAGGAAGAGUCUUCAUUCGUAUGGGACCAAGGAAAGUUUGAAUUCAGACAAAGAGGAGUUGGGUCUCUGCAAAACAGGACUGUGGCCCAGUCCUCUUUCACCUCUGUGACCUUGAAACUUUAUUAUAAUAGUAAAAAUCCAGUCCCUCUAAAUACAAGUAGUCCUCACUUAGCAACUGCUUCAUUCAGCAAUCGUUCAAAAUUAUAACGAUGCUGAAAAAAUGACUUUACAACCAAUGCCCACAUUUAUAACCUUUGCAGCGUCCCUCAGUCACAUGAUUGCCAUUGUAGCCACAACAUGUUGUCUCUGUCCUGACCCAUUGUUUUUCAAUAGGAAGCAAUAGGAAAUAUUUAUUUUAUUUUUUUAUUUAUUAUUAAAUUUAGUCGCCUAUUCGCCCAUGGGGACUCAAGGCAGCU